Bipolaris maydis ATCC 48331 is the source of this 941-nucleotide messenger RNA. RefSeq lists its product as uncharacterized. The record is from RefSeq and is a predicted model, not a curated record. NCBI's taxonomy places the organism in Eukaryota, Fungi, Ascomycota, Dothideomycetes, Pleosporales, Pleosporaceae.
AUAACUAUCUUACGCCGCAAUAAGCGCCGUAUAACAGUCUUGUUAGAGCAACUUUAGAAGCAAAGCAGCUACAACAACAACCCGACAGUCAGAACAUUGACCAACAAUUCUAUCACGAAAGCGAGCGUGCACUUUUGCACUCAGCGGCUUCCACAAUGGACUAUACACCUCCGCCUCCACCUCCGCCUCCACUCUCAUCUUGUCGAGGCGACGAAACUUCGAUACCAAGUACUGCAAUGCCGCCUCCACCACCACCUCCACCACCACCUCCACCUCCACCACCACCUCCACCUCCACAACUAUUCAAAUCAUCAAGACCGGCGAGCAUAGUACCCCCGCCCCCUCCAGUGCCGUCUGGAGCGUUCGAGCCCAUAGACAAAGCACACUACUGGCAGUUCCUCAAAGACACGAAAGCAAACAUACCCGGUGAACCUUUCCAGCCAUUUUAUAUGUUCUUCUACGGUUCACUCAUGGAUCCUGAAGUCCUCCAAGCAAUUCUCGAUCUCCCGGAACUUCCAACUACAAGGCCUGCUACUAUUUUUGGUUUCCGUAUCAAAAUGUGGGGCAUAUAUCCAACAUUAAUACCCUGUCACUCUGGAAGCGUAACUGGCACUGUGUGGAAGGUGAACUCAGAAGCCCACUUCAACCGUUUGGCAGCUUAUGAGACUGCCGCUUAUCGAUGGGAAGAGUGUGAUGCAGUUUUAGAAAGUGGGAAGGUUCUUAGAAAUUGUCGGACUUUCUGCUGGGCAGGAGAACCUGAUAGUAAGGAACUUGAAGACGGUAGUUUCGAUCUAGAACGCUACCAGAAAUACUUCAAACCUUCCGUCAUUAGGCGGUCGCCAGUACCGUAAGCAGUAAUUUGAAGUGGCAGAUGCAAGACUUCUUGUAUAAUUCUCUUGAGCAGAACAUAUUUAUAUCAUAUAUAACUUCUUUUGCUCUCU